AUGCGUCACAAGAAGCGCUCGACCACGGCCAAGCCGCUGCGUGCGUCGGGCAUCCGCCCCGCGGGCUCCGCGACCAAUUGGGAGAAGGCGAGAGACGCCCCGGCUUCCAGUCGCGAGGCGGCUAUGGACGCGGAGCUGAGGGCGUUUGCGGAACGGGUGGCGCUCUCACCGCAGGAGAAGCAGCUGCGCACGAGGGUGUUCGAGGACGUGCGCGACCUCAUCUCGUCGGCUUUCCAGGACGCGACGGUGCAGCUCUACGGGUCCUCCAGCACAGGGCUCGACACCUUCCGCAGCGAUCUGGAUAUUACUGUGGGCAACAUCUCACUGUCGGCAGCGUCGCAGCCAUGGCCGACGGUGGUGGAAUCUUCGUUCUCACUGAACCUGGCGCUGCCUGUUGGGACGGCGGCCUCGGAGGACAAUGCAGACAUCACGCGGCGUGUCCAGCCCACAGCAGCUUCACAUUGGAACCCGACGCUUCGUCGACGCAAGAUCCGCGUUCUGCGCGCCCUGCAGUUCUUACUGAAGGCCCAGAGGCCGCACUUCCAAGUGAAAUGCUUGCACAAGGCGAAGAUCCCCAUUCUCAUGGUGCUGGACACGAAGACCAAGCUGUCGAUUGAUAUUGGCGUGAACCGGGAGGCUUUCGAGGCGAGUGAACACGGGCGCUCCACUUCUCUCGCUCAUCGGCUGCAGAAUACGCUGGGCGCGCCGUUCACGACUAUGGUGAUGUUCCUGAAGGAAUUCCUGCACCAGUUCGAGCUUGAUAAGCCAUUCACGGGUGGACUCGGCAGCUUCCGGGUCUACAUGAUGGUGGCGUACAUCUUCCAGCGCUACAGCUCGAAGCGAAAGAACAAACCUCAGCCACCGGUGUCGACUUUGUUGCUGGCAUUCUUUGAGCUGUUCGGCAACAAGAAGCUGCCCAACUUCCUGCACGAGGAAACGCAGUUGCCGCUUCCUCUCGGAGACGGCGGCCACAUGGACUUUGGCGGUGUCUUCCGCAUCGCCGACUGCGUGGAUACGUUCGCUAUGGCCUUCGACAUUCUGAGGUCUACUGGGAACAUUGGGUCCAUUAUUUAUGAGGAGCGUCUUGAGAAGGAUCGCAAAAAGUGCCAGAAGAGCAUGGAGCAGAACGCUUAG
Molecule: messenger RNA, 1134 nt
Organism: Phytophthora sojae
Lineage: Eukaryota; Oomycota; Peronosporomycetes; Peronosporales; Peronosporaceae
Exons: 3
Coding region: 1-1134 (377 amino acids)
Biological process (GO): RNA 3'-end processing
Cellular component (GO): TRAMP complex; nucleolus
Molecular function (GO): mRNA binding; poly(A) RNA polymerase activity
Source: RefSeq, a predicted model, not a curated record